Molecule: messenger RNA, 1108 nt
Organism: Melanotaenia boesemani (Boeseman's rainbowfish)
Lineage: Eukaryota; Metazoa; Chordata; Actinopteri; Atheriniformes; Melanotaeniidae
Product: SUN domain-containing protein 3-like
Exons: 7
Coding region: 188-1108 (306 amino acids)
Biological process (GO): nuclear envelope organization
Cellular component (GO): meiotic nuclear membrane microtubule tethering complex; nuclear envelope
Molecular function (GO): protein-membrane adaptor activity
Source: RefSeq, a predicted model, not a curated record
UUUUAUCGUAUAGUGAUGACAAAAAUCAAAAUAGUUUAGACACAGAACUUAAAAAACUGUCUUAUUGUAUAAGAAUUUAUCUGCUGAGUUGUUUUUGAUAUUAGGUUAAAGAUGAGGAAAAAAGCAAUUAAUUUAUUUACUUUGUGUCACUAACCAUUUCUCCAUUUUUCUCUUUUGAAUUACAGUCAUGUCACGAAGAAGCUCUAGACUGGCAUCCCUUGGAUAUUAUGAUAGUAAUGGUAUACCAACCAUAAAUUACAAAGAGACACCUUGGAGAUCACGUAAAAGGCGAAGAGUUCGUCCUCAAGUCCCGGAGGAGAUGAUAUCUCCUGUAGAAGACGAGUUCCCCGUCUGCAACACUUUUGAUGCAGAAGAAGAGUGCAGUAAAAUAAAACUGCUACUUUCUAUGUUAUAUGUAUUUUUAAUAAUCUUCAGUGUUGGACUUGCAUUUCUGAUUAGUGCAAUGAGCAUAUAUCGCCCCGAACAGUAUAUUGAACAACCGUGUUUUCAAAUCAUGCACAAGGAGAAUUUUAAGUUAAAGUGGAAAGAACCAAAAGCAGAAUUUCUGCCAAAUGUUGCUCUGGCAUCACUAGGAGCAAACGUUGUAUCUGGCAGGACCUCAGCAUCAUACAAUUGGAAGAGGCCAUUUUUCUGCAAACUUUUUCGAACAUGCAAAUUAGUUUCUCCAGGAGUUGUCAUACAGGGAUCAUCAGAACUGCUUCCUGGAAACUGCUGGUCCUUUGCUGGUCAGCAAGGACACAUUACUAUUAACCUGUCUCACAAAGUUCCCAUCAGCCAUGUGACACUCGGUCACAUAUUGAAGUCGGUGUCUCCAUCUGGCACCACACCAAGUGCACCUAAGGAGUUUUCUGUCUAUGGAAAGAAAACAGUAGAAGAUGAGGGAACUCUUCUUGGAACCUUUACAUAUGAUAAUGAUGGAGACCAGUUCCAAACUUUUAAAACAGAGGACCAUAGUGAGGACAUGUUUAGUUCAGUAAAGUUAAAGGUGAACAGCAACUGGGGCAAGCCGGAGUACACCUGUCUGUACAAUGUCAGAGUACACGGGAUGAUAAGUAGCCCAUACAGUAACCAGAAAAUGCUAGAGUAG